This is a messenger RNA of Dracunculus medinensis (Guinea worm), 1137 nucleotides long. The record is from the annotation of a GenBank genome assembly. NCBI's taxonomy places the organism in Eukaryota, Metazoa, Nematoda, Chromadorea, Rhabditida, Dracunculidae.
AUGUCAAAAUUACGUCUGAUGUUGUUGCAGGUGCAAUUUAACAAUUUUAAUUUUGCAGAUCUCACCAUAAAAUAUAUAAGUUUAAUCGUGCUUGUCGUACAAAAUGCUUCACAAGUGUUGAUAAUGCGAUAUGUUCGAACGCGACCUCGUGAAAUGUUUUUAUCAACAGUUGCAGUUUUUGUUACCGAAGUGGUUAAACUUGUUGUUUGCUUCUUUUUAGUGUGCAUCGAAGAAAAAGGAAUAUGGAAAUGUGUUUGGAGAAUGUAUCAACAAAUUAUUGGUCAACCGGUCGAUACUCUUAAAGUUUGCUUACCAGCUAUAAUUUAUGUUGUGCAAAAUAACUUACUAUAUGUUGCAGUUUCUAACCUACCUGCUGCCACAUAUAUGGUAAUAUAUCAAUUGAAAAUUUUAACAACUGCAUUAUUUACCGUACUUAUACUUCGCCGACGGCUUUCUAUUUUACAGUGGAUCGCUCUUAUAAUUCUUUUUAGUGGAGUUGCACUGGUGCAAACGGAUGAGCAUAAUUCGCGUGAAGCAGCUAAACUUGCUAAUACAACGAUUGCUCGAAAUAUUUCGGUCGAUUUGAAUCAAACGACAGUCGCUCCAGUUCACUUUAAACACAUCACUGAACAGAGUCCAUUUAAAGGGUUUUUAGCCGUAUUAGCCGCUUGUAUAUUAUCAGGUUUUGCGGGAAUUUAUUUCGAAAAGAUCCUGAAGACAACAGAAGUUUCGGUAUGGAUUCGAAACGUUCAACUUGCUAUCAUUUCAUUACCAGUCAGCCUCGCAAGUGUUUUUAUGCAAGAUAGCGCAAAAGUAUUGAAUCGGGGUUUUCUAGUUGGAUUUGAUAUAGUGGUAUGGAUUAUGAUUAUGAUAUCGUCACUCGGUGGUUUAACUGUUGCUGUUGUUAUCAAAUUUGCUGAUAAUAUCCUGAAAGCGUUUGCUACAUCGAUCGCUAUUAUUGCCGCUUGUAUUGCUUCGGCAGUUUUAUUCUCAUUCAGUCCGAGUUAUAUGUUCAUUAUUGGUACAGCGCUUGUUAUUGUUGCAGUCUUCAUGUAUAGCUUGUUUCCAUAUAAAAAGUCUUAUCAGCGAACAGUUACUGAACCUCAGAAUCAAUCUGGAGAAAUGGAAGCUAUAUAA